AUGUCCGCAGCAUCGAACUUCGCCCUUCGUCGCACAAUCAACCUAUCUGCCACGCUCCCCCGCUCUCAGCGGCGCUGGGCUAGGGUCAAUGAUGUCCGCUUCGUCACAACCCAUCGAGACAAUGAGCACAUUCUCGACCGGUACAGGGAGAAAUUGGAGCAGAAGGCCAAAGAGGAAGGACAUGACUCGGUUUCCUCGCUAAAGGAGGCGUACAAGGAGAAGAUCUCCGACUUGAGGCGGUCGGCUAGUAUUCUACCUGCAGCACCUUCGGCUUCGACGUCGAGCUCGCCAGCGAAGCCUUUCCCAUUCCAACAGCCUCCACCUCCGCCACCGACGGUACAGUCCAUGCCUACAACACAGCAAUCCAGUGCACCGAGACAAACAAAAUCAGCCUCGGGCACCCCGGGUAUCAAGCCAUUAUCAUCGUACCUCGACCUAGAAAAGGUGGCUACCUUGCCAAAGAAAGAGGUGGAAUACAUUUGGAGGCUGCGGCACGCCAAAGACCCGCUUUCUCUCUGCGCCAUAAUUCCUCUAGAAACAUACCACCGAAUCUACCGCACAGCUAGAAUACAUCCUCAAUUCGUCCUCCCUCUCCCACGCCCGACAACGGAGAAUGGAAGCGGGGAUGGUAAGCAAUCUUCUCCUCGAGGUUUCGAAGGGGCCGAGAGGUCGGCCGCGGACAUUCAUUUCUUGCAAUGGGGUUUCCAUCCUCCUGCUGGUGCUCCCCCAAGUCCAGAUGUCAAGACGGCAAAUACCCACACAAGUACCGUCCUCUUCACGCAUCUAGCUGCGUUUAAGCUUCACGGCACAUAUGCGCAACCACAUACUACCGUAACUCAUCAUCUCGACCUCGCCGAUUCACAUGGCCUCGUUUUACUGAACGGGGCUGUUGUGGAUGGCCGCGGCGUCAGUGUCGAAGAAGGCAGGUGGUUGUUGAUGUGCCUUCAAAAGUUCUAUGAUUAUGAAGGUCACGGUCGAGGGAUUGGGCGCGAGAAGCGGCAAGGUCUGUUGGAGAAAUUCAGCAAAGGUGACCAGGGAUUCAACCUGGAAGAACUGGUCGACGAGGCUGAAAGAAUCUCAUAA
This is a messenger RNA of Rhinocladiella mackenziei CBS 650.93, 1083 nucleotides long. RefSeq lists its product as uncharacterized. Gene Ontology annotation, cellular component: mitochondrion. Bases 1 to 1083 code for a protein of 360 amino acids. The record is from RefSeq and is a predicted model, not a curated record. Gene Ontology annotation, biological process: mitochondrial proton-transporting ATP synthase complex assembly. The transcript is spliced from 2 exons. NCBI's taxonomy places the organism in Eukaryota, Fungi, Ascomycota, Eurotiomycetes, Chaetothyriales, Herpotrichiellaceae.